AUGGACCGCCACAUCACUUCAAACUUUGAAAUUCCUUCAGGCUCCUUUGGAACAUUCAUGAUUAUAUCGGUAGUACUUUGGGUUAUACUCUAUGACCGUGUUUUAGUCCCGGCUGCAUCGUUGAUACUGGGACGGCCGGCAUGCUUAGGAUCAAAACAGAAAAUAGGACUUGGCCUAUUUUCAUCUUGUGUUUCAAUCGCAUCAUUAGCAAUAGUAGAGAACAUUAGGCGUGGGAUUGCAAUCGAUCAAGGCUAUUCGGAACAACCACAAGCCGUGGUGAACUUGUCCGCCCUAUGGCUCCUGCCACGGCAAAUCCUUGACGGAUUGGCCGAGGCAUCAGCCUGCAUUGGACAAAACGAGUUCUUUCUGGCCGAGCUUCCCCAAUCGAUGUCUAGCUUGGCGUCCACGCUAGGUGGCCUGGGAAUGUCUCUGGGGAAUUUGGCAGCAAGUUUUGUUCUGAGUGGUGUUGAUGGUGUUACUGGAGGAGGAGGAAAUGAGAGUUGGCUUUCAAGCAACAUAAACAAGGGUCAUUAUGAUUACUAUUAUGCAUUCAUUUUUAGUUUGUGCUUUGCAAAUUUUGUAUAUUUUAUUUACUGUAGUAAAGCUUAUGGCCCUUGUAAGGGUAAUGGAAAGUAUAAUUUUAAGUAG
This is a messenger RNA of Arachis ipaensis, 648 nucleotides long. The record is from RefSeq and is a predicted model, not a curated record. NCBI's taxonomy places the organism in Eukaryota, Viridiplantae, Streptophyta, Magnoliopsida, Fabales, Fabaceae.